GCUAGUGCUCCUAAGAGAACCGGAGCCAUGACGCGCCGAGGCCUAGUCGCGGGGCCAGACUUUGACUGUUUUCAGCGUCGUUAUUUCACACCGGCGGAAGUGGCGGAACACAACCAGCCCGACGACCUUUGGGUAUCUUACCUGGGACAUGUGUACAAUCUGACUCCGCUUGCGCAGGAGUUCAAAGGGGACCUACUGCUGAAACCCAUCCUUGAGGUCGCUGGCCAGGACAUCAGUCACUGGUUUGAUCCACAGACCAGAGAUAUCCGCAAGCACAUAGACCCACUGACCGGCUGCUUGAGGUACCGCACCCCGCGGGGCCGCUUCGUGCACAUCCCGCCUCCUCUGCCCCGCUCAGACUGGGCCAAUGACUUCGGGAUGCCCUGGUGGAAGGGGACGCUUUAUAACGUGGGGCGGCUGUCCGCCAAGACCCGGAACAUCCGCAUUAUUAACACCCUCACGUCGCAGGAGCACACUCUGCAGGUGGGGGCUCUGGAGUCAAUGUGGGAAAUCCUGCACCGCUAUCUCCCCUAUAACGCACACGCUGCCAGCUACACGUGGAAAUACGAUGGUAAGAACCUGAACAUGGAUCGCAAUCUGGAAGAUAACGGGAUCCGGGAUGAAGAAGAGGAGUUUGACUAUCUCAAUAUGGAUGCCACACAUCACAUACCUGCGAUACUGCUCUACUUCAAUGAUGACCUCACGGAGCUAUAGGCAAGGAGAUGCACGUGUAGACUGAGACAUCUGAGUUUGCCUCUUUCUAUGCCCCGAGGAAACAGGUGUAGUCUGUGGGGCCUGGACCCACACCUCUGUUCCCCUCUGGGAACUGGCCUGUGGUUCUUGUGGCUUUCUGAAAUGGAAGGGCCUUACCCCUGGCUCCUUUAUGAUUUGCUCAAAGAAUAGUAGAGGGGUCCUGGAGAGAAUUAACCCCUGGAAAUGGCAGGAAGACACCUAGAGCCUUUCAGUUAAGAAUGUUAGCACGUAGAUUAGGCAGGGCUUGUUGACAGUGAAGGUCAUACAGACAUAGAGUGUAGAAGAACUUUUGGCAGAGAUGAGAGAUGAGAGGGAUGAUGGGACCUACAAAGACAGGAUCUGGAAAUUCCUAUCAGGAUCACAGCCGGUGGCUGGCUGCUCUACUUUCGGAAGGUGUUUAGAAGUUAGCUCUGGAGACAGUGACUGGUUCCCCGUGAGUUGAGGAUAGACAUCAUGCUGAGAGCUUCCUGCUCUUUACACAGCUGCCCUCUCAGGUGAAUGCCACUCAUGCCAUCUUACAGCCAAUUCCAAUGGGAAUUUGGAAGGGCGCGGUAGCACAAAAGCACAUCUGGUGGCUCCUUGGAGCCAUGAUGCAAACCCCAGCCUUCCCAACUUUGAAAGUCAGGCUCUUCUCUGUCUUCGCCUAAUGCUAGCAUUUCUGAUGGCUACUCUCAAAGCACGUAUUUGGAAUGUGAGCUUGUCCCAGGCUUGUUGCAUGAUGGGAAAUGGAAGCCUGUCAUGCAGUCAACAUGUGCUGUGUUUGAAAGGAGUUAUUUAGCUGAGAACUCUAGAGACAGGCAGGGAAGGCUGAAUUUCAGCCAAGCACUGGCUACUGAGGCUGCUUUCUUGUUGACAUCAUAGCAAGAUUCCUGACUGUUGGAGGCAACAAGAUAUUUACUGAAUCCAAGAAAAGCCAGAGUGGGGAAAGGACCUGUAGAUCAAGAAGUUGUAGGGAGGAACCCAAAUGGGGCACUUUCUUUCUUUCCAGCAGGCUAGGAAGACGGUUGCAUUUCUAAGAUGUUGCCUCUUAGUUGUUGGGGUCAGAGAGAGGGAGCGAAGAGAGGCAGACAACUCUCCUGGUGACUGGCUAGAUUCGGUUCCUUUCACCAUCCCUACUGAAGGGGAGGAGAAUUCAGAAGAACUGAUAAACUGAGCCAGGCAUGAUGGCUUUAAUCCCUGCACCUGGGAGGCAGAGGCAGGAGUUAGCCUUGAGUUUAAAGCUAACCUGGUCUACAAAGCAAGUUCCAGGACAGCCAGAGCGUUUACACAGAGAAAGUGACUGGCAAGCGUGGUUCUCUGCAGCUGCUAAAAUGAAUGAAGGCGAGUUCCCAGCCGCAGCCUCAGGCUCCUAGGGAGCAUGCUCUGCAGGAGACGCUGGGUGGCUGCACGGCUCUCUGAGAGGUGAAUGGGCAGUGUGGACAAGGUGGGUCCAAAGCAGUCGACUCGGCGGUCUGAGUCUAUGGAUGCUGAGGACGACCCAAGAAUGCCGGAGUUGCUUGGAUCAUUCCAUGUUCAGUCAGCUCUGCAUAACCUUACGUGUUUCCUUACUUGUUCUAAGCCCCAAACUCUUUGGGAGCCGUGUUGUUCCUCCCAUAGCUUCCUCAGCGCAUCACUGCUGGGAUGUGCUCAUCUGCCCGAGCUUGUCUUUCAGAGCAUCCCAAAUCGUCCUUGUUCCUCCAGGAGAGGGGCCUCACUGUGUAGCCCUGGCUGGCCAGGAACCCAAGAGAUCCACCUGCCCACUUCAGAGCUUCUUGUUAGGGAGACAUCCCUUUCCCUGCACGCCCAAGCACUCAGCAAUCCUGUCUCUAGAAAUCUUUUUUUAAAUCUUUUUUAAAUAUAUCUUUUGUUUUUUUUUUUGUUUUGUUUUUUUGUUUUAACAUUUAUUUUACAUGAGUGCUCUGUCUGCACGGACACCUCCAUGCCAGAAGAGGGCACCAGGUCCCAGUGUAGAUGGCUGUGAGCCACCAUAUGGCUGGCUGUCGGAAAUUGAACUCAGGACCUUUGGAAGAGCAGACAGUGCUCUUAACUGCUGAGCCAUCUCUCCAACCCUUUAAAAAUUCUUUUAAAAUCUGUUCUUUUGUUUAUAAAAAAUAGCAUCUUCCUUUGUCUCAAAUAGCUAGGAAACUUACAACUUCUGAUUUCUCCUUCUGCCUUCACGAACCUGAACAUCUUACUUUCUGCCUCAGAUCUUCAGAAGGUUUUUUAUGCUUUUGCAGUAAAGCCCUGAAUUUAAGAAGCAGAAAUCAGGCCUUGCAGCUGCCACCCUGCCAGUGCCUGUCCCUGUCCUGCACCUCAGUUAACACAGAACCUGUACGCACUGUCCUGCGAGUUCAUCGCCACUGUGCAGCUCUGUAGAGUGGAUGCAGGUGGCUGGCCACUAGAGUGUGAGCCCCUGAGGGCCGAGGUCUCGUUCACUGCUGAGCACAUAGCUGCUGCUCAAUAAAUGUGACUGACUGACUGAA
Messenger RNA from Meriones unguiculatus (Mongolian gerbil), 3215 nucleotides. RefSeq names its product cytochrome b5 domain-containing protein 1. The transcript is spliced from 4 exons. The coding region runs from base 28 to 714 and encodes 228 amino acids. NCBI's taxonomy places the organism in Eukaryota, Metazoa, Chordata, Mammalia, Rodentia, Muridae. The record is from RefSeq and is a predicted model, not a curated record.